This is a messenger RNA of Gambusia affinis (western mosquitofish), 5373 nucleotides long. It is a transcript of the gene ppp3ca, whose product is annotated as protein phosphatase 3, catalytic subunit, alpha isozyme. The record is from RefSeq and is a predicted model, not a curated record. Gene Ontology annotation, biological process: calcineurin-NFAT signaling cascade. NCBI's taxonomy places the organism in Eukaryota, Metazoa, Chordata, Actinopteri, Cyprinodontiformes, Poeciliidae. The coding region runs from base 758 to 2341 and encodes 527 amino acids. The transcript is spliced from 14 exons. Gene Ontology annotation, cellular component: calcineurin complex; cytosol; cytoplasm. Gene Ontology annotation, molecular function: calmodulin-dependent protein phosphatase activity; calmodulin binding.
AAAAAAUGUUAGAACAGCAACAAAAAUGUGCACAUUAGUUUGGUCCUUAACACGCACUUCCAGAAAAUUGCGGAUGAAAAUGCAAUCCCCUAGCUUAUCACUUUUGGGGUUUUUUUAUUACUUCUAAUGUAAAUUUGCCCACUCUUGCUCAAAAGGCUGUCCUGUUCAGCCAUUAAAGAUAAAAUAAGCCAUACUGUCUUUACUUCCAUUGGUGUUUGUCUUUUUAUUAGUUUAUGCUAUAAGAACCAUGACACAAGCAUGAAAUGAAUUUAUCUACAUUUUGAGUAAAUGUAUCUUUGUUUUAGCCAUGUCUGUGAACCUUAAGAAUAAUGCUUGUGAAUUGUAAAACAAUAAGGUCUUUAUUCUAUUCUAUUCUAUUCUAUUCUAUUCUAUUCUAUUCUAUUCUAUUCUAUUCUAUUCUAUUCUAUUCUAUUCUAUUCUAUUCUAUUCUAUUCUAUUCUAUUCUGCCCUUAAUCUAGUCAGUUGUACUAGAACAGGAAGACUUUUUACUUUGCAAUCUGCAAUCAUCUGGGCCUUUCAUGGGUUUUAAAGGGGGUCAGAAAGAGACAGCAGGGGAGGAAAGGAGAGUCAUGCGUGGAUAGAUGGGUUGGAAGGAGCAGCAAGCUGUGACUCUUGGACAUGUUCUGGUGGGUGCGCUGAACCCCGGAGGCUGCAGCCACACUCGGCUCUUUGUUGUUUUCGUUCUGCACAGCCAGGCACGGUACUUUCCUGAGCCGGGGAGGAGGAUUAGCGUUGCAUGGCCUCCAUCCCCAGCUGCACACAUGACCAGCGCUGCAGGAAAGCCCCGCAUGAUGGCCCAAAAAGAGCUGUCCCUUUCCCCUUGAGCCACCGCCUUACAAUGAAGGAAGUGUUCGACUGUGAAGGCAAACCUCGCGUAGAUCUGCUGAAGGCUCACCUGACCAAGGAGGGCCGUGUGGAGGAAGCUGUCGCGCUUCGAAUCAUCAAUGAGGGAGCAGCCAUCCUCCGUCAGGAGAAAACUAUUCUCGACAUUGAGGCACCAGUCACAGUCUGUGGGGACAUCCACGGUCAAUUCUUUGAUCUUAUGAAGUUGUUUGAAGUGGGAGGAUCGCCAGCCACAACACGGUACCUGUUCCUUGGGGACUAUGUUGACCGUGGCUACUUCAGUAUUGAGUGUGUUUUAUACCUUUGGUCGCUGAAAAUCCUCUAUCCAAAGACACUAUUUUUACUUCGUGGAAACCAUGAAUGUAGACAUUUGACAGAAUAUUUCACCUUCAAACAAGAAUGUAAAAUCAAGUACUCAGAGCAGGUGUAUGACUCAUGUAUGGAUGCGUUUGACUGCCUUCCUUUGGCUGCACUCAUGAACCAGCAGUUUUUGUGUGUCCACGGAGGACUCUCACCUGAAAUACACACCUUAGAUGACAUUAAAAAGUUGGAUCGGUUCAAAGAGCCGCCAGCGUUUGGGCCCAUGUGUGACCUGCUCUGGUCUGAUCCUCUGGAAGACUUUGGAAAUGAGAAAACCCAGGAAUACUUCAGCCACAACACAGUGCGAGGUUGCUCCUACUUCUACAGUUAUCCAGCUGUAUGUGAGUUCCUACAGAGCAAUAACCUAUUAUCAAUUAUCCGAGCACAUGAAGCACAAGAUGCUGGUUACCGGAUGUACCGUAAAAGUCAGACAACUGGAUUCCCAUCCCUCAUAACCAUCUUCUCUGCGCCAAAUUACCUGGAUGUUUACAACAAUAAAGCUGCUGUACUGAAAUAUGAAAAUAACGUCAUGAACAUUCGACAGUUCAACUGCUCGCCACACCCCUACUGGCUGCCCAACUUCAUGGACGUCUUUACUUGGUCCCUGCCAUUUGUUGGAGAAAAAGUCACUGAAAUGUUGGUGAAUGUGUUAAGCAUCUGCUCUGAUGAUGAACUCAUGAAUGAUGAAGAUGAGAUAUUUGAUGCCAAUGCAGCCGCGGCUCGCAAAGAGGUGAUCAGAAACAAGAUCCGUGCUAUUGGAAAAAUGGCCAAAAUGUUCUCAGUUCUCAGAGAGGAGAGUGAAAAUGUGUUGACGCUUAAGGGCCUGACGCCCACUGGCAUGUUGCCAAGUGGGGUUCUCUCUGGAGGCAGACAGACACUGCAGAGUGCCACCAUUGAAGCCAUUGAAGCCAUCGAGACGCAUGAUGAAGACAGAGAAGCUAUUCGUGGGUUCUCCCCCCAGCACAAGAUCACCAGCUUCGAGGAGGCUAAGGGCUUAGACCGCAUCAAUGAGCGCAUGCCACCUCGCAAGGAUGGGGUGAACCACGUGGGGCACUCCAUGGGCAAGAUGAAUAUGUCGGAGGCAAACGGCACAGAAGACAACAGCAACAUCCAGUAAUGUGUUGUCUGAGCCACGGAAACUGUGCCGCUGUUGCAGUCAUGCAGGAAGACUUUGCUUAAUGGGAAAUCCAGGCCUCAGAACACAGAAAUCAAACAGGCCUACCGCUAGAACAUGAAACCUGCAGCAAAUCUAAACACUGGGCGAAAAGGUCAUUUAUUUCAUGACGGCAUGUCAUUGCACUGUUAGGGGGUGGGGGGAGCUGGGGUUCACAGCAAAGGGGCAGGGAUACAGAGAGACCCACAAGCUGCAGCAAAGAAGUGCUUUUGGAAGUUGUGUCCGACUGUAGUUCCCUUUCUCAAUUCGAUUACAGACUGAAUUGUUGGGAGUCAUUUUGCUGCAAGUGCUGACACACGUGUGCUCCUUCAUUGCAGGGCCUGACAGACGACAUGAGUGCAGUAUCCAUAUCACAUAAUGUUUUAUAAAAUAUUUAUUAUGAAUCACUCACAAAUGCACAUCAAAAGGAGAAUUAUCUACUUUAUGUUAUUGUUUUUGCUAGUAUUAGGUCACGUCACUUUGGGAGACACAACACGGAAAGGAAAAAGAGAAUAUGUAAAUGUGUGUACCUCUUCGAACUCUGCAGCACGCCAUCUUAUCGGUGAACUUAAAUUUAUUGAUUUACCUUGUUGUAAGAUGCUGCCAACCUGCAGGGGAAAAAAGAAGACGGGGUUCUCACAUCACGGACAAAUCCACUGCAGACCCAGAUCCACCUUGGAUAUGUCUUAGUAACCUCCGGCAUUUCCUCGUUCCUUCUCUCCUCGAAAUCUACCACCUUACAGGAUCACAGAACCUGGAGGAAAAGGAGAGAUGAUUUAGAAGACGCAGUCCCACUGUUUGCUGAUGCUACCUCAGCACCCCAGAUUAAACACAGAGAUUUGACUUUGAAAUAUAUCAUUUACUCCUUUUAAUCUCAGUCUUAUGGUGUUUCACGUCUCUUCCAAAAGAGCAUUGUACGUAGGCAUGGGCUGGCUUGAGCUUCUCACAAUAUUAACACAAAGAUUUGAAGCAAUAAUGUGUAAUUUAAUCAAACAACCCUAAUUUCAAAAAAUAGAAUAAAUGAAAUAUAAUUUAAUUGGUAUAUUUGGCCGGGACACUGAUGUAAAUGUAUCAGAGUUAUCUGAAAGGUCAUUUUUAUCUGUAGUCCUGGCAAGUCAGCAAAUGCAACGAAUAUCCCUACUGCUGCUGAAAUAAUAAGUUGUUUAAUAUUUUUUAUCACUUUUCUGCUAUAUUUACUUUGAUUCUUAGAAGUAAGGAAAACUAUAGACUAGAAAAACUGAAUUUAGUGACAGCCUACUUUGUAAGUGCUUAUUGCACAGAAUUAUGUUUUUGAGUAACAGCAGUAUAAAAAGUAAAUAUCAGCUGAUUAGUUUGUAAUGCUGCGGCCUCCUGCUUUACAGUAUGUUGUUAGCAAUGAGAAAACCAUCUCUUUUACUAAAUAUUCCCAAAUUGCCCAACUUGAUAUCUUGUAUACAAAAUGUAUUAAUCUAUUAAUCUCACUUCAAACUAUCCCACCGGUGUGAUGGAAAAUUUAAUCAGUUUUAAAGUCAUCAUUUUUUGGAUGCAUGACAUAACUUAAUAGACAUAACCAGCCCAUGCCUAACUUCACAUCAGAACAGCUUCAUGUUAAAAACCAAUUUCACCUUACAAAUUCAUAAAAAAAAAUCAUAGUUUAUUUCAGGAUAUUUACGCUUCAUUUCUGUCUAACAAUAACCUUUCUUCCCUUCGGCAUUGACGCAGCUUUCAGAGGGGAAAAAAAGUCACAUUGAAUGUUAAGACAUACCUUGGUUUCAAGUUAUUAAUGAACUGUUAUUUAUUUCCUGCUUCUUGCUAAAGAAAUAGCAAGAAUACAAACAGUGACUUCAGCAUACAUCAGUAUCCUGCAAAUUUUUUUGCAUCUUUUGCUUUUCCAAAAUAUUCUUGGAUUUUUAUGCUUGCAAAAUGUGACAAGGAAGGAAGUUCUAGACGUUCAGCAGGUAUUGUUAUGUUUCAGUUAAUCAUAAACAGCAUCCGUACUGGUGUUCUUAGGAUUUCACAGCCUUUGAUUAAUUAUAAUGGGAUGAGGGUAAAGGCCAUGCUAACAAACUACAUUUGCUUUGGAAAAUCUUCAACCCAGCACUGAUUUAUUCAAGCUCAGGCACUUCUUUGAAAUUUAGAUUCUGUGGUUUCCGACAUUUUCACCACUUUCUGACCUGGUGUAGAUAUUACAGCAGUUUGUUUGGAAUCCCAUAGCCUUUGUAGACUCAGAUUUUAUUUUAUUUUUUUCAAAAAUAGAGAAAAAAAUGAGAAAAGAUCAUUUUAAAACUGUAUAUCUGAAGUAGUCUAGAAAGACUUUAAAGAAUAAGUCUAUGGCAGAAUGCCUUUUCGUUUUGCAAAGAUGUACCGUUGAACCAGUAUAGCUAAUCUGUAAUACUUUCUUUAUGAAAAAAGGAACAACAGGCCAACAUUGAUAAUUUAAUCUUGUAUUCAACUAUUUAAUCAAACUUUUAUUUUUUCUGAAUACUUUUUUCAUUUGUUUUUACUCUAGAACAUAAUCAAAACUGGAUAAUUUGAUAUUAAAUAAAAGCUAAAGUCUCACUGUGAUUAAAUGCAAUUAAUCACUAUUCCCAAACAUUAUGUGAAUCUUUCAGAGUCUGGAGUACCUCUAGAGUAGGAAACAUCCUGAGUAAAAUAUCUAAAACGGAAUGACAAACAUCUUUGAUGCCCACCUUGCAACAAAUUUCUUGAAUUUUUGGUCAUUCAUUAAUGUUGUCCUGGUUUGGAUGCCAUUUUUCUUUUCAGUGAUAAAGGUGUGUGAAGUAAAGAUGGACAAAAAGUGACUUAACACAGCAUCUAUGGUAUGGAACGCAUCAAUGCAUGCAAUUAAGUUCCUAGUUGUUAUGUGAGAUUAUAAUUGUGAUAGAUAGUUGUGUUUCAAAUAGUAAACUUGAAUUCAUUUAUUUUUGGAUUAUAUUUGUAGUUUUGUCUUGUUUUAUAAAUUUUAUAAAUAGGCUUCCUUUGAUUGUUUUUGGUAAAUUUUUUUGUUUCAUUUUAUU